CACUGAGGCCGUGAACAUCCUGUUCAGAGUUACUUCUCGAUAAUAGCUAUAUUGAAUAUAAGUUAGUGGCGUUUGACGGCACAUCAACAAUGGAGGAGGGAAAGCGUAGAAGUGACUGCCCGCUUUUAGUCGUGGAUUUCCAUGACAAAAAAUUCGUGUCAAGCCUCCGUGAUCUGAUCCAGAACUUUGACAAGGCCACGACGCAAGAGUUAUUCAUUCUUGUAAUAUGGAAUUCGACAGACAUUGACUUGAGAUCGGUCAUGCGGAUAAAGAGUCAUCACUUAAUCCGCAUCACUCAAUCACACACGCGCUUCUUGAACAGCCAAGGCGAUGCUGCUAAGAUGAUUAACCAUUGGACCCCAGCGUGUGUAGUUCUUGUCGAUGGCGGAAUAUCAUUUGGACCGAAAGAGCUUCAUUAUUUUGUUGAGAAGUUCAGAGAGUACGAAUCCACAAUGAUACUCUGUAGCCAAGGUCUCAGACUCUUCCCCCAUAAACCGUUUGCCGACACGACAGCUUUCUGGACCAGUGGACGGUAUAUAGAGUAUUACAACAAGGGUCAAACCGAUCGGGAAGUCCACUUGUUCGUGCAGAACAGGGGGUGUACUUUGUUUCCAACACUUGUCUUGACCCAGUCUUUAAUUUCAAGUGAGCAAUUUUCCUCACGUGAAAAAUGGGACAAUAUUGGAGAUUUCCAAAUAUCUUUAAUUGCUCAGCAGAAAAUGAAAACCCAUAUUUGGAAGGUACAAUUAAAUAUAAAUGAUGGAAACAAUACAGAUUAUUUUCCUAGCUUCCCGACUUACGUUCUAGAAGAACUGGGUGACUUUUAUCAAAGACUCAGACGAACUUGUUGGCCAGAUGGGACAUUUUGGCCUAUUUUGCCAAAGGAGUCGAUAGGCGUCCGUAGUAAAUCUAAAAUAUGGUCAGAGGGCAUUCACGGUCUGAACAUGAGCGCUGAACCUGUUCCCCUCGAUUUUGACGCUGCGCGUGCCUACGGUACCAGCGUUGUCAGAUUCGGCGCUACCAAUGAUGCCAAGGAUUUAGGUUUCCUGAUCAAUGACAUCCCAGAUGGAAAUUUAGAGACAGACAGAGUUCAUUUGGAGUUGUCACUGGAACGCCUGAGGAAUUCCGUCAUAUCGGCUGGAGAGAGUGGACUUAAGGUGAUCUUGACCCUGUGUGACUUACCUGGGCGUCGGUUUAGGGAUAGCACUGAUGACAGGAUGUGGCAGUCCGAGAAGUGCAGACAACGCAUCGCCAAUCUUUGGGGAUCAAUUGCUGAAGGUCUUGCAGACCUCAGUGACUUUAUUGUAGGUUUUGACAUCAUAAACGAGCCAUUCACACCAGAUGACAAGGAUCUCAGUUUCUACUGUGACAUGUCUCCCUCAUAUAAGGACAAGUUGCACGACUUGUACGUUAGAGCAUUAAAGGCUAUCCGAGCAGUUGACAAAGAAACCAUGGUUAUUGUUGAGAGCAGUUUCUGGGCGAGCCCCCGAACGGUUCCGUUCAUCACACCUCUUGAUGACCCUCACGUAGUUUACUCUUUUCAUUUCUACGCUCCAAGUUUGUACACUUUCCGUCAUGAAAAUCAUGGACAAUUUUCAUACCCUGGAAAAGUGCCAAAAUGGAGGAAAGAUAAGUGGGCUGACGCCUGGCCCGUGUGGAACGAACACAAAAUAAGAGAAGUCAUUCAGCCUGUGGUAAAAUGGCAGAAAGAAAACAGUAUCCAAUCUAGCAUGAUUUUCGUGGGAGAGUUUGGUGUGUCACGGGAGGUUCCAGGCGCUCUCCAAUAUCUACUAGACACCAUGAAUAUGUGGGAAGAGAAUGGCUGGAGUUGGUGUCUGUUCUCUUUUAGAGAUAAUGAAUGGGAUGCCAUGGACUACGAGCUUGGAGAGAACAAAACCAAUCAAAUAGAUAGAAAGCCAUCUGAAAUGAUGAAAACAAUAGCCAAAUACUUAUAUUAGCAUGUCCUUCCUGUCUUUUAAGCAUCCACUACAGCGUUAUAAGUAGUAUAGAUGAUAACAGGAAAAUGAAAGAAACAAAUGUAUGUUUGUUCUUAUGGAAUGGGCAAUGUGAUAUAGCCCAUAAUUCUUUAAAUCCUUAUGGUCAUAUUGUUUGUAGUACGAAACUCUGAUGUAGCAACAUGUGAACUAUAAAAACUGCGA
This is a messenger RNA of Liolophura sinensis, 2159 nucleotides long. RefSeq lists its product as uncharacterized. Lineage: Eukaryota; Metazoa; Mollusca; Polyplacophora; Chitonida; Chitonidae. Gene Ontology annotation, biological process: glucan catabolic process. Bases 90 to 1958 code for a protein of 622 amino acids. Gene Ontology annotation, cellular component: cell surface; extracellular region. Gene Ontology annotation, molecular function: beta-glucosidase activity. The transcript has 2 exons. The record is from RefSeq and is a predicted model, not a curated record.